Molecule: messenger RNA, 884 nt
Organism: Ananas comosus (pineapple)
Lineage: Eukaryota; Viridiplantae; Streptophyta; Magnoliopsida; Poales; Bromeliaceae
Product: pre-rRNA-processing protein TSR2 homolog
Exons: 4
Coding region: 98-703 (201 amino acids)
Biological process (GO): maturation of SSU-rRNA from tricistronic rRNA transcript (SSU-rRNA, 5.8S rRNA, LSU-rRNA)
Cellular component (GO): nucleus
Source: RefSeq, a predicted model, not a curated record
CUGAAACCCUAGGAUUCUCUUCCUCCACCGUAACUCUCACUCCAACGCGCGCGCGCGCGAGAGAGAGAGAGAGAGAGAGAGAGAGAGAUUGGAGGCCAUGGACUACUCCAAUGGAGGAGCCCGAGAGGGAGGAGGAGGAGAUCCUUCUCCCAUGGCGCAUCCGGAGCCCCUCUCAUUGCUUAGAGAGGGGAUCUCCCUCGUCCUCUCUCGAUGGACGGCUCUCCAAGUGGCGAUCGAGAACGAGUGGGGCGGAAGAGACUCCUGUGCCAAAGCCGACGACCUCGCCGCGUCGAUUCUCUCCUGGUUCCUCCAAUCCAAAGAUCCACUCUAUAUCGAUGAUCUGGAGAAUUUGAUAGACGAGAGCAUGGUGCUUUCGUUUAAUUCCGAGAUCGAGGAUGGGAGUGUUGAGGAGGUAGCAGAGCAAUUGAUGGUUAUGCAUGAAGACUCUCUUAAAGGAAACUAUGAAUCCAUUGAAAAGCUAAGAAGGACAGGAACUCAAGUAAAUGCCGUUUCCCGGAGUAGACGGGUGAUCGACGACAACGAAGAUGAAAGCUCAGAUGAGGAAGUGUCAAAGAUGAUGGUAGAUGAGACCAAGCCGAAGGAAAUGGUUGUCAAUGAGCCGAAGCCGUCUAAACCGAUCCCCGAUGAAGAUGGAUGGUCUGUUGUUGCCCAACGGCGCAAUAGGGGUAAAAGGUCUGGAUAACAUAAAUGGUGGCCUAAGAUAACAUAAAUGGUGGCCUAAGAAGACGAUAGAGAUAUGUAUGACUCCAAAUCAUUUCGUGGGUGAAUGUGUAAUUGUUUCAGUUCAUGGCAGGUUGAGAUACAUGUGCUGAAAAUUUUGAUGUUAAAUUUUAUAUAUUUUUUUGCCCAUUUUCUUGCUGCAA